This is a messenger RNA of Acanthoscelides obtectus, 451 nucleotides long. NCBI's taxonomy places the organism in Eukaryota, Metazoa, Arthropoda, Insecta, Coleoptera, Chrysomelidae. The record is from the annotation of a GenBank genome assembly.
GCGGUUAUAAGUGCCUAAGUGUGUAUGAUCCGUUAUUGUAUAGAUAUACUGGGUGUCUCAAAUUCGACCGACACCAUUGGGUCACGGAAACGGCAGUUUGGUUGGUGCAUCCUGGCGGAACAUGAUGGAAGAAAUGGACAGUACAGCAAAACUGAUCCGUCAAAAUGCUGACAACAUGGAGUCGAAAUGUCUUGACGCACUGAACACUCUGUAUAGCGAGAAAAGGAAGGCUAGGAAAUUGUACCAAGAAGAGCAUUCUAGGAUAUUACAACAAUUCACUCAUUUAUCGGACGAGGUGUCAAGAAAAAAAUCGGAAUAUCAAAAGUACUUGGAACUUUAUAAACUCUCCAGGAAUAAAUUCGAGGAACACUACGUUAAAUGUAAGUCAUUUAAUAUCAUUUUUUCAUAUUUAAAGCAUAUUAUUAAGGAAUGUUUCCUGAUGUAUAGAUAG